This is a messenger RNA of Solea solea (common sole), 2094 nucleotides long. Its product is annotated as zona pellucida-like domain-containing protein 1. The transcript has 12 exons. Bases 667 to 2022 code for a protein of 451 amino acids. NCBI's taxonomy places the organism in Eukaryota, Metazoa, Chordata, Actinopteri, Pleuronectiformes, Soleidae. Gene Ontology annotation, cellular component: cell surface. The record is from RefSeq and is a predicted model, not a curated record.
UCAGCUACAGUUGAAGGUGUACAAGAACUGACCUCAGAUCAGCUACAGUUGAAGGUCUACAGGAACUGACCUCAGAUCAGCUGCAGGUGGAGGUCUACAGGAACUGACCUCAGAUCAGCUGCAGGUGGAGGUCUACAGGAACUGACCUCAGAUCAGCUACAGUUGAAGGUCUACAGGAACUGACCUCAGAUCAGCUACAGUUGAAGGUCUACAGGAACUGACCUCAGAUCAGCUGCAGGUGGAGGUCUACAGGAACUGACCUCAGAUCAGCUGCAGGUGGAGGUCUUACAGACUGAGACCACACGGGGGCAGCACAGUGUCAUAAUGCUCUCCAAACAAACUCAGUCUUCACACGUGAAAACCAGGACAAUCACUGAUUUUUAAAGAUGCGACAGAGUUUCCAGUGUUUGGUUCUGCUACAGUGUCUUUGUCCCACAGUUUGGAAUAAAGACGCUGGUUUAUCUGAAGAUCCACCGACGAUAGGCCACAUGUCCAACGUCUCUGUCUCUGUGUCUGUCUCCAACACUGCGGGGGACAAAGGUUCUCCCCACAAUUAUCCUGGCAGAGAGGAGCUAGGACAGAGAGAGGAGGAGCGAGGACAGAGUUAGGAGGAGCGAGCGAUGAAGAAGACAUUUAAAAGGAGGUGAUGGAGGUUUUCAGCACCAGAUGCAGCUGUUUAUUUUUCACACACCUGAGGAAUCUGUUUUCUGCCAUGGUGACCUUGUGAGGAUGUCAGAGGUCAAAGGUCGCUCAGGUGCUGCUGCCAUGAUGCGCUCGUGCUUCUUCUUCCUGAUGAUGAUGAUGACGAGUAACAUGGCUUCAGCUCAGUUUAAUGGAUUUAACUGUGACGCUGGUUUUCACAGCAGAUUUCCUGGUGAGCGUGACAUCAGUGUGUACUGUGGCGUUCAGACCAUCACCAUAAAGAUUAACUUCUGCCCGGUGAUUUUCUCUGGUUACACUGUGGCAGAUUUGGCUCUGAACAGUUUCCACGGCGACGCUCAGUGUCGAGGCUUCGUCAACAACAACACGUUUCCCACCGCUGUUGUUUUCAGCAUCAGCCUCAGUUCACUGGAGGCUUGUGGUAACAGUCUGCUGGUGAGUACAGUGUAUGGACCAAACGUGUACGGGAACAUGUCUGUGGUGCAGACUGGAAAUGUGUCAGGUUACAUUGACACUCCUGACCCUCCUGACAUCAUCAGUUAUCUGCCCAGUCUGCUGUAUAAGUUCAGCUGCACGUAUCCUCUGGAGUAUCUGGUCAAUAACUCACAGCUGGCAUCCUCGUCUUCAGCUGUAACCAUCAAGGACAACAAUGGUACCUUUGAGAGCACGCUCAGUAUGCUCCUGUAUAACGACUCGACGUACAGUCAUCCUCUGUCUAUUCCAGCGUCGGGACUCGCUCUGAAAACACGAGUGUUUGCUGCAGUCAAAGCAACAAACUUAGACAAAAGGUGGAACAUCUUGAUGGACGACUGUUACGCGACGCCCUCGGGGAAUCCUAAUGACCAACUCCGCUACGAGCUUUUCUUCGGCUGCUACAAAGACCCUCAGACGAUCGUGUUUGAGAACGGCAGGAGUCAGAUGGGACGUUUCUCCUUGGAGGUUUUCCGUUUCAUCAAACACCGACAUCAGAAACUGUCCACGGUGUUUUUACACUGCGUCACCAAACUGUGUCGAGCCGACGACUGCGUCACGCUGAUGCCAAUAUGUAUGCGACGACGCCGACGUCAGCGGGAAGAUGACAAGAGUCCAGAUUAUCCUGCAGCAGCAGCAGCGUCAAAUAACGCCGUCAUCACUGCUGGACCCAUCGUCACCAGGAGUGAUGAAACUUCUGUCUACAACUCUCAGCUCGUGUCUGCAGACUCCGCCCACUCACUGAAACCAGUGACCAGCGCUCUAAUCUCAGGUGUGGUCAUUCUGGGCGGAGUCAGCGUGACCUUCUUCCUGCUGUCACUCCACCUCCUGCACAAGUCCCGCCUCCCAGCGAGCUCUGCCUCAGGUGUUUGGAACGACAGCUUGACAUGAACAUGGAUCAUGAACCAAAGGUCAAAGUUCUGUCUGAGAUUUACUGACAUUAAACGUGUUUGUAUGAUUUUU